Messenger RNA from Pseudomassariella vexata, 831 nucleotides. RefSeq lists its product as uncharacterized. Gene Ontology annotation, molecular function: hexosyltransferase activity. The transcript has 4 exons. The record is from RefSeq and is a predicted model, not a curated record. Gene Ontology annotation, cellular component: UDP-N-acetylglucosamine transferase complex; extrinsic component of endoplasmic reticulum membrane. The coding region runs from base 1 to 831 and encodes 276 amino acids. Gene Ontology annotation, biological process: dolichol-linked oligosaccharide biosynthetic process. NCBI's taxonomy places the organism in Eukaryota, Fungi, Ascomycota, Sordariomycetes, Amphisphaeriales, Pseudomassariaceae.
AUGGUGAACUCCCCCGAGUUAUCGGACAGCGAGAGCGAACGCCAAGACUACAAGCGCGCCAAAUCCUUCUUCAUAGACGCUGUUGUCGACCCCCUGCACGAAUUCGGCGCCGCCUUCAUGGCCUCGCGCGAGAACCCGCUCGAUGACCUGCGCCUGAUCCAGGACCCGGCCCUCGUGGCGGCCGUCCCGCUCGACCGUCGCCCCCCCGCCACCAUGUUCGUCACCAUCGGCGCGACGGCCUCGUUCAAGGACCUCAUCACCGAGGUGCUGUCUCCCCAAUUCCUCGAGGUGCUCGCCGAGCGCAAGAUCAUGAGCCUCAUUGUCCAGUGUGGUCCGGACUUGAAGUAUUUUGAGGAGAUCCGCCCGCAGAAGGGGUUUGAUAGCCAUUGGAUCGAUAUCACUGGGUUUGACUACACAAAUGAUAUGAAAGGGGAGAUGGUGAAGUGCACGCCGAGUGAUGGGAGGGAUGGGGGUGAGGAGAGGAGCAUGGGUAUCAUUGUUUCGCAUGCUGGCGCCGGCACCAUUCUGGAUGCUAUGAAGGUUAAUUCGAGGCUGAUCGUGGUCCCCAACGCCACCUUGAUGGACAACCACCAAGUUCAACUAGCCAAGGCGAUGGACAAAGAGGGUUACCUCGUUCAUGGUCAUCUCGGACGCGUCCAUGAGGCUGUCAAACGUAUCGAUAAGCAUCUCCCCCCCAAUUGGCCCCCUCAGCCGCCUCCGGACUCAAUAUAUUACAGUCUUGAGGACGUUUGCCAGGAGGUCCUACAGAACUCCCAUAGCGUCCACCGCACCAAAAAGGAAGAAGAGGAGUACAAGUCGCAACUCUACUAG